GCGGCUGUGUCGAGGGCUUGGAGAAGCACAGCCCCGGUGAGGGGAAACGGGGCUUUCUCACGAUGGCCCGGAUCCGCGGGGCUCUGGCCGCCGGCGCCCAGAGACUUCCUUUGCGUUUUGCAAGGAUCAGAAAUAAAGCCACGGACCCAAGCAUCCCCGAGGAGAACUGGGAAUGCAUCCAGCGGUUCUGCGACCAGGUGAACACCGACCCAGAAGGCCCGUCCCUUGCACCACGACUGCUUGCCCAUAAGAUACAGUCGCCGCAGGAGAUGGAAGCUCUUCAUGCCUUAACAGUGCUGGAGACGUGUGUGAACAAUUGCGGGGAAAGGUUUCACAGCGAAGUGGCAAAAUUCCGAUUCCUGAACGAGCUGAUCAAAGUGCUGUCCCCAAAGUAUUUUGGAAGCUGGUCAUCAGAAAAGGUCAAAUCAAGAGUCAUAGAAAUAAUGUUCAGUUGGACGGUUUGGUUUCCUCAGGAAGUUAAAAUCCGGGAUGCUUAUCAGAUGCUGAAGAAACAAGGGCUCGUAAAACAAGACCCCAAACUGCUGGAAGACAAAAUCUUACCCCCUCCAUCACCGCGACCUAAAAAUUCCAUUUUUGAUGUUGAUGAAGAGAAGUCCAAGCUCUUAGCCAGACUUCUGAAGAGCAGCCACCCCGAGGACCUGCAGGCUGCCAACAGGCUGAUCAAGAGCAUGAUUAAAGAGGAACAGGAGAAAUCGGCCAAGGUGUCCAAGCGGCUGAACACCCUUGAUGAUGUCCGCAAGAGCGUCCAGCUUCUGGAGGAGCUGCUGGUGCGAUACCGGCGGCGAGAGCUCUCCGCGCCCGACCUGGGGAGGCUGCAGGACCUGUCCGAACACUGUGAGAAGCUCCGGCCUCUGCUCUUUCGCCUGGCCAGCGAGACUGUGGACAAUGAUGAGGCUUUGGCUGAGAUUCUCCAGGCCAACGACCAACUCACGCAAGUACUUGGCUCCUACAAGCAGACUGUACUUGGCCACGACCAGGACAGCAGGGCUGAUGCCACAGCAGUGCAGCCGCCACAGGGCACUGUGAAGAGCUACACACUUAUAGACUUCUCGGAGCUGGAUGCCACGUCCCAGCUCCCCCCGGACCCAUGGGAAGACGAGGAGGCUGCCUCCCGACACAGCAGCACCACCUCCACCUGCUUGCUUGAAGAAGAGCUGAUGUCACUAGGCCUCAGUGACUCCCCCGUGAUACAGAAGCCACCGCCUGAGUUCAGCUCCUUACAGAUGGCUGGGCACAACGGAUACAAUCAAACCGGGAAUGCUGAUACCCACCAUAGCACGGGGCUGGGGAAUGGCUGGCAGGACAGCUCUCCAGAGAAGAACACGCCUUGUGGCAUGGCCGGGCAGCUGUCUUCACUGCCUGGGACAAAGCCAUUUCCCUUGAAUUUAUCACCCCUGAAAUCGUCCCUGCCAGAUCUUCCGUGUAGCUCUGCUGCAGACGUUUUGUUCUCCAGUCUCGCCUGUGAGCUGAAACCUGCUGCUGCUUUGCAGGACUCUUCGCUGGCAAACCUUUUUGUCCCCUUAGCUUCAAUUAAACCAAGUGCCAUCCCCCCCAUCACUGUGUAUGACCAGAAUGGCUUCAAGGCCAUGCUCCACUUCUCCCGAGACCCUGCUCCCGGCCGGGUGAACGUACUUGUGAUGGUGCUCUCCCUGCUGAGCACCUCGGCUCAACCAAUUCAGGACAUUGUGUUCCAGGCUGCGGUCCCCAAGGUGAUGAGAAUCAAGUUACAGCCAGCCUCGGGUUCUGAGCUUCCGCCUUUCAACCCUCUGCUCCCCCCAGCUGUGAUCUCCCAGGUCCUGCUGCUAGCCAACCCAAACAAAGACCCUAUCCGACUGCGGUACAAGCUCACGUUCACACAGGGCGGGCGGCCCGUCAGCGAGGUGGGAGAGGUGACCGGCUUCCCCGAGGCAGAGCUGUGGGGCAGGAGCUGAGUGGCUGGGAUGACGGGGUCGGACGCUGCUGCCUGGCCUCACCGCAGACGUGCCAGGGGACGCCUGGGCUGGUCACGAGCGCCCGCGGGGGCCGGCACGUGCAGUCAAGCAGGCACCUGCGUGCCGGGGACAGCCCAGGGCCUCGGCUCGCUCCUGUCCCCACGACUCCGUUUCUUGCACUUGCUCCAGGGCUCCCUGCGGGGCUUGGCAGGGGGGCGCCAGGCUCAGCACAGCCCAGCCCCGCCCGCGGGGGAGGAAGCAGCCCCCCGCCCUGCCCUGCCCUGCCCCGCCGCAGGAGGCAGGCGCUCCCGUCCCACCAGCGGUUCUUCCCCUGCUG
Alligator sinensis (Chinese alligator) is the source of this 2289-nucleotide messenger RNA. It is a transcript of the gene GGA2, whose product is annotated as golgi associated, gamma adaptin ear containing, ARF binding protein 2. The record is from RefSeq and is a predicted model, not a curated record. Gene Ontology annotation, biological process: vesicle-mediated transport; intracellular protein transport. Bases 63 to 1952 code for a protein of 629 amino acids. Gene Ontology annotation, cellular component: trans-Golgi network. Gene Ontology annotation, molecular function: small GTPase binding; ubiquitin binding; phosphatidylinositol binding. The transcript is spliced from 17 exons. Lineage: Eukaryota; Metazoa; Chordata; Crocodylia; Alligatoridae.